Molecule: messenger RNA, 1017 nt
Organism: Metschnikowia bicuspidata var. bicuspidata NRRL YB-4993
Lineage: Eukaryota; Fungi; Ascomycota; Pichiomycetes; Serinales; Metschnikowiaceae
Product: SDR family oxidoreductase
Exons: 1
Coding region: 1-1017 (338 amino acids)
Molecular function (GO): oxidoreductase activity, acting on the CH-OH group of donors, NAD or NADP as acceptor
Source: RefSeq, a predicted model, not a curated record
AUGACCACCUCAGUUUUUGUUUCUGGCGCCACCGGCUACAUUGCGCAGCACGUCAUCAAGCUUCUUGUUACUAAGGGCUACAAUGUUGUCGGGUCCGUGAGAACCGCCGAAAAAGGCAAGAACCUCGUCAAGCUAUUUGACACUGGCUCCUUCACUUACGAAGUGGUGCCCAAAUUGGAGGCGCCCGGGGCCUUUGACCAGGCAUUGGAGAAGCACCCUGAGGUGUCGGUGUUUUUGCACACCGCCUCGCCUGUCAGCUUCAAUGUCCAGGACGUUGAAAAAGAGUUGCUUCUUCCCGCCGUCGAAGGCACCAAAAAUGUGUUCAGUGCCAUCAAGGCCCACGGCUCGCAAAUCAAGCAUGUUGUGGUCACAUCCUCUGUGGCUGCGCUGCUCAAUCCUGCUAGAAACCAGGACCCUACUUUCACAGUCAACGAGGACUCGUGGAACCCGAUCACGUGGGAGCAGGCUAAGGAGAAUGCAAUGAACGGGUACUUUGGCUCCAAGAAGUUUGCGGAGAAGGCUGCGUGGGAUUUCUUGGAAUCUGAGAAGCCCAACUUCACCUUGAACACCGUGUUGCCUGUCUAUGUGUUUGGACCCCAAGCGUUUGACUCCGAAGUCAAGGGCGAACUCAACUACUCGGCCGAAAUCAUCAACAAAUUGUUGAAGUUGGGGCCAAAUGAUGAGGUGCCUGCACAACAGGGUGCCUUUGUGGAUGUUAGAGAUGUGGCCAAGGCCCACUUGGCAGCGUUUGAGGGCGGGCUCUCAAACCAGCGUCUUUUGCUCAGAACCGGGGGAUUCACCGCACAACGCGUGCUUGAUAUUAUCAACGCCAAAUUUGUGAACUUGAGAGGCCAAUUGCCCACUGGCACGCCUGAGAAGGGAGAGCCUGAAAACACUGGGUCCAAGACGGACAACUCGCGGACCAAGGAAUUGUUGAACUAUCCCGCCAUCGACUUGGAGAACUGUGUGGUGGAUUCCGUGACCCAGCUUGUGAAAUCCCAGAAAAAGGUGUUCUAA